Leishmania mexicana MHOM/GT/2001/U1103 is the source of this 1605-nucleotide messenger RNA. RefSeq names its product 3-methylcrotonoyl-CoA carboxylase beta subunit,putative. Bases 1 to 1605 code for a protein of 534 amino acids. The transcript has a single exon. Gene Ontology annotation, molecular function: methylcrotonoyl-CoA carboxylase activity. Gene Ontology annotation, cellular component: mitochondrion; methylcrotonoyl-CoA carboxylase complex. Lineage: Eukaryota; Euglenozoa; Kinetoplastea; Trypanosomatida; Trypanosomatidae. The record is from RefSeq and is a predicted model, not a curated record. Gene Ontology annotation, biological process: L-leucine catabolic process.
AUGGAGGGUUUUGUUGAGCAGCUGCGCGCACGCGUGCGGUACGUGCAAGCCGGUGGCGUUGUGUCGGCGGAGGAUGCUGCCAAGGCCGGUGUCUCUAUUGCAUCCAUCGAGGCGGACGACCGUGUCCGCAAGCUGCACCUGAGCCGCGGCAAGAUGCUCGCGCGCGAGCGCAUCGAGCGGCUUAUCGACCCUGGCACCCGCUUCCUCGAGCUCUCGCAGCUGGCUGGGUGGGACUUGUACUGGGAUGACAAGAAGAAGGAGUACGAGAGGUGCUACAGUGGUGGCAUUUUGACGGGCGUCGGCAUCGUGAACGGCGUUCGAUGCAUGCUCGUCGCGAACGACGCAACGGUGAAGGGUGGAACGUACUACCCAAUCAGCGUGAAGAAGCACCUGCGCGCGCAGAAGAUUGCGGAGCAGAACCACCUGCCCUGCAUCUAUCUCGUCGACAGCGGCGGCGCGAACCUCAGCCGUCAGGACGACGUCUUCCCUGAUGAGCAGCACUUUGGUCAUAUAUUUUUUAACGAGGCGCGAAUGUCCGCCAAGUCCAUCUCGCAGAUUGCGGUGGUGAUGGGCAGUUGCACGGCGGGUGGCGCCUACGUGCCAGCUAUGGCAGAUGAAAAUAUCAUUGUAGCCCGCAACGGCACCAUCUUCCUCGGCGGGCCGCCGCUUGUCUUCGCGGCCACCGGAGAGAAGGUAUCGUCAGAGGGUCUCGGAGGCGCAGACGUGCACUGCCGCAUCAGUGGCGUGGCGGAUCACUACGCGACUGACGACCUGCACGCCUUGUACCUCGCGCGCCGCGCCGUGGCGAACUUGAACUUGAAGGAGCACAAUGAAGCUCGGAACCCAACCGAUAUGAAGCCGGUGCCACCGCUGUACGACCCGAGGGAGCUGGGCGGGUUUAUCCCGGAUAUGCUGUCGGACGUUGUCAAGAGCUUCGACGUGCGGGCCAUCAUUGCGCGCAUCGUCGACGGCAGCCGCUUCGAUGAGUUCAAGGCGCUGUACGGUAGUACGCUUGUGUGCGGCUUCGCAAGGGUUGAGGGAAUGCAGGUAGGCAUUAUCGCGAACCAGGGCAUCCUCUACUCGGAAUCCGCCCUGAAGGGGGCGCACUUUAUCGGUCUGUGCACGCAGCGCAAGGUGCCGCUGCUCUUCCUCCAGAACAUCACCGGCUUUAUGGUGGGCAAGAAAUACGAGGAGGGCGGCAUCGCUCGCAACGGUGCUCGGCUCGUGAUGGCAGUGUCCACGGCACCGGUGCCGAAGAUCACGGUACUCAUAGGUGGCAGCUAUGGCGCCGGCAACUACGGCAUGUGCGGGCGCGCCUUCGAGCCGCGCUUCCUCUUCAUGUGGCCAAACGCGCGCAUCAGCGUGAUGGGCGGGACGCAGGCCGCCACGGUGCUUGCCUUAACGAACCGUAACUUGAAGAAUGCCUCGGAGGCCGAGGUUGCUGCGUUCAAGGACAAGGUGAAGAAGAAGUACGAGAGGGAGGGUUCGUGCUACUACAGCACCGCGCGCCUCUGGGACGACGGCGUGAUUGCUCCGGAGGACACGCGUGUCGUUGUGGCAGAAGCGCUGCGCGCGACGCGGCUGGAACCGAUGGAAAAAAAAUAG